UGUUUCGUUUCGUUUGACAGGUUUUCGGUUUCCAAUCGGCCAAAGUCGCGCGUUGAGAGGCCUGCCUAAAUUCGCCGGGAGCGCCGCCUGGCGAGGAAUGUGGCAAGCGGUUCUUUUUAUUUCUCGCGUACGGACACAAGUGGAGAGUGUACUAAUUUAUCGGAGAUAAUCACGGAGAGAUACUGGGCUUUGGUGUUAUCGCAGUUUCGAAACGAACGGGCGCACGGAAUAAUCUACGUCAAAUGAGCCGAACUUUGCGAAAAUGAGCUCGCUACAGCCAGGAAACAGAUUCCUCCCAUUCCCGACUAACAAUCUGCAAAGGAAACAACUGUCCAUGCAAGGUGGUCUUCCUCAAAGCUUGAGCGGUAGCGAGACAGAUGUUUCCACAUCCAAUGAGAAUCUAAGCAAUGAAGAGAGAUACGUCAUCAGGCACAUGGCGCGACAAGAGCCGCAGGGUCAGGAGAAUCAGCAGCAGAGUCCCUCUAGGUCUUCCAGUCACAAGGAAAAUAUACCAAAUAUUCAGGGCAAUCUGCAUAACAGGAACAGUUUGAAAGACAGCUUAAAUGGAUCAAAUAGAAACAGCCUAAAGGAAAGUUUAAAUGGCUCGAAUCGGAACAGCCUGAAGGACAGCAUCAAUGGCUCAAAUCGAAACAGUUUAAAGGACAAUUUGAGCAAUCGUAGCGUAGGUUCGAAUAGAAGCAGUUUGGAUGUAUCAACGAGUUCUUACAACACAUUGAUCAUACAUAACGCCAAUGACGAUAACUCAUGGAUACCGUCCGGAAGAUUAUCGGGCGUGGUGAGAGAACACGCAGACGUGGGCUAUUUGUAUUGCGAUGGCAAUGGCAAGGGCCACACCAACAGUCCUACGAUGCAAUCUCUGUCCAACUUAUCGCACGAGGAUUACGUUAACGAACAAUCUGGUGGCAGUAGUUGUCAGGAAAUUACAGAUAUCCCGGAUGAUUAUCUCAGUCAAUCUCAGGUUUUGAAACACCUCGCGAAAGAGGUAAAGGUGCCGCCAUACACCAAUAGUGGAGGCAGCUUAGAAAUGAGAUUGGGAGAGAUGAGAAUAAGAGAUGGCGACGGGGGAAAGCAGAGCGAUAAUGAAUACGAAAACAGGCUGCCGUGCUAUAUAUCUACCCUGAUACCGUUCAACAAGCAAAAAUUUCUCGGGCCGACGGAGAAGUUGACUAUAUCGCGAUCGCAGCCCGAUCUGUCCAAAGUUCUCAGGGAGGAAUUGUAUCUCACUCGAAUGAGAUCACCCCGACCACAGACAAAGGGACGGGAAGAAGUAGAAAGGGAGACGACCGAGAUAUGGCCACCAUCGGAAAUGGUUCAGAUAAUAAUUCAGGAGAAUAGCGCGUUGAAGCUAGAAUUGGAGCGCUGCUACAAUAAAGUUUCCAAGUCGCAAAAGUUGGAGCAAGAGAUAGCCAAGGUUCAUCGCGCUCAUGAAGAACUGGCAGCUUCGUGCGAGCGACGGGAGAAGCUGGAACGCGCCGCCCGACUGAGAUUGCAGAACGAUUGUCGUCGAUUGACCGAGCUGAAUCGCGCCUUGAGAGACCAACUCGACUUGCUGUCCGCGCGUACAGACAGUCCACCGAUCGUCGAAACUAUGCGAAAAGAGCUAACGCAACGCGAAUUACUCAUUGGGCAGCUCAUCACUCAAAACAAAGAAUUAACCGCUGCGAAGGAAAGACAAGAGAUCGAACUGGCCGCUCAGCGAGCUACUUUGCAAGAGCAACGUACGCACAUUGACAUUCUGGACACCGCCUUGACUAAUGCACAAGGCAAUGUCGUACGGCUCGAGGAAGAAUGUCGUAAGAAGCAAAUGUACGUGGAGAGAGUCGGUCAGCUUCAACGAGCUUUGUCUUCGCUUCAAGCGUCUAGCGAUAGACGAGAAGAGACAGAAAGACAAUUGAGAGGUCAGCUGGAGAGAGAGUUGCGCGAGGGAAGCGGAGGUGGUGGUGGAGGUAAUGGCAACGAGCAGACGUCGAAUGGCGAGACCAUCGCGGAUCUGAAACGACGGUUGCGCGAGCGGGACGAGAAGAUCAUGUCUCUCGAAGGAGACGUGGCCAAAUGGGAACAACGUUAUUUGGAGGAAAGCGCGCUGAGGCAAGCGGCCAUCGACGCAGCUAGUUUACCAAAAGACGCAAAGAUCGCCGCACUGGAAAAGACCAGUCAAGACGCGGAGAAAUUAAUAGCCGAGGCACGCUCUGAGAAGAUGAGACAUAUGGACGAGGUGCAUGCUGCGCAAAAGAAAUUGGCUGAUCUUGAAUCCAGAAUGAAAGAUUUGGAAUCGAAACUGGCCGAAAGGGACGCCAUGAUCAGAGUGUUGCAAAAACACACGUACGAUAAAGCGGACAGCAGUAGUAGUAGCGGUGUAGGCAGUUAUCCUGCCGCACACUCGUCGCACUCGAGUACGUCGGCGGAUCAUCACACCGCGCUGACAAGCACGCCAGAACUCGUGAGCAGCGUACUCGGUGGGGGUAGUGGUUACGGCAGCACCGGCUCCUACGGUGUCACAGACAGUUACAAAUAUAGAAAACAGGGCAGCUUUGAACAGACCAAUAAAAGCCUCGACGAUCAACUGAAAGAGUUAGACUCUCAAUUGCUUAGCAAGCGGGCACUUUGCUGUUUUCCAGGAUUCUCUAAUCCGGGCACUGCAUCGCGAAAAGGAAAAAUACCCAAGCCACUACUGGCGGGUGUAGAUAGCACAGGUACCUCGAGCACCGCCUCGAGCAAGAGCCGGCUGCUGGAUGAUUCGUCCGGUAGUGGCGACGUGGUAUCGCCGAGUAUAAUCGAAUUCGCGAACGCGGCGGCCAGAUUGAAGGGCACUAUCUCGCGGCUAUCGGACGGCGGUGGCAAACCAACCGAAGACAUGAUGCUGCUCGAGAAGCAGGGCAGGAGCUCGCAACGACAGCGAAUGACAUCGGAGGCCGGCGGUGAGCCGCGCCGCGCCGGGAGUCUACCACCCAGCUCGCUACCGCGACCGCCGAGGACGCUUAAAACGACCAGCAAUUCCCGCUAUUGUCGACUGAGCGACACGGAGACGCGCAAAAAGUCCGAUCCCGGACCAGGAAUGCUGGACGCGACGAACGGAACCGGCGCGAAGAGCGGCGUAAAGACGCGCGAUUCUUCCGGAAACUGCAGCAGCAUCGAGUACGGUAGAUUCGACACCGCUGCGAAGGUAGCGCGCAGCAAGAAGAAGAGCCCCGUGGAGAGCUUUAUGGUCAACAAUACGCUGAAGAAAUCAGCCGGCACGACAAGCAGCAGUGGUCACGAAUACGAGAGGUUGCAGGCGGACACGGGUGGCGGUCGCAAGAAAUCCUCGGCUGCCGGCAGUAAUAACUGCGUGUCGGAUUUCGCAGUGAAACCCAGGGAGAUUCAGAGCCGCUCCUUCAUACCGCCUCCGCCCCCGUCGUCAUCUCGUCCUCGUAUCGGCGAAUACGGUCGACUGAGUGACGGCGAGUCCUGCUCGGUAACUGCUCUCAAGGCAGGCGGCAACACUUUGAGGAAACAGACGGGAGCCUCUUCUCGCGGCCAGAGCACCGGCAGCAUCGUGAGCAGCAAGAGCGGCGGCCGCGAUUCCGGCGGAACCGCCAGCAGCGAGGCGUCGACGGCCUCCCUGCCGCCGACCAAGGCGAGGUCGAUACCGCGUCCCAACUAUCGUAUUCAAUUCUGAGCCCGCAUUUACGCGCCGUACGUUUUUUAGUCCGAGACAUCAGUCUUGAGAUAGAUAAGAUAGGAUCUUGAGAAGUCGAGAUGAUAAUACUUGUGUUUCAACCGGCGAUUUAACACGAUUUCAUUGCUGGAUCCUCGGUGGCAAUCGACAUAGCAUCCAUCACGUGAGAUUCCAAUCUCGCUCUGAAGUCGCAUAUCUGUGUUAUAUGAAUAGCGGCAUCAGAUGUGAGGUCUGGAUAGCUCAGUGAUUUAGAACAGUUGCCUGGAAAGGCUCGAUUCCCGAUCCAAUCACUUGCACCUCACAUAUUUUUUUAGUAUACGAAUAUUGUUUUCUAACAAUUAUUCGUUGGGCUGAAAAGUGUGAGAAUGCUCUCUUCACAGGAUAUGCGAUAUCGUUGCCACGGAUGGAUUCUGACGCUCGUUAAUUAAAUAAGCAUAUAGACACGCCCAAUCUUUUCCCUCACACCAUCCCUAUUUUUAUGUUCAACGAUUGAUUUAAUCGGAUCAGAAUUUUUAUAUAAAAAAACUAGUCGCUCUCUUACAUGCAUGAGUCUUGAAUUCUUCUUCUCUCUUCUUCACAUACGAUUUUUGACUGAAGAUUUAAAGAUAAGGAAAAUUUUAACGUAACGAGCGUAAAUACGGGCUCGAGAAUCGAUUCGAUAUCGAGCAAGUCUAAGUUUUCGCGAAGCGAGUUUCGAUCGACAAUCUCCAGUUUUCGUUAACUUUAUAACGUAAUCUGUGCAAGUUACAUAAGCCAAAUUAAGCAACCGAGUACGUCAUACGAAUCGUCAAAUGAAUAUCAAUGAAUGAGCGUCGAAAGAGCAUCAUUAUUAAUUAUUUUAACUUUCUUUUUAUAUCUAAAAUUUGUAUAAACUACUUUGUUAUAAUUAUUUAAAAAAAUUCUAACUUAUAAUUAAUAUAUAAUUUGAUAUAUUGUUUUUACAUUAUUUAUUAAAUAACACUACUUCAUUGAUAUUCGUUCAUAUAAUGCUCGUUUGAUUGAUUUGUCGCUUGUAAACGUAAGAUUGUAUUGUACGCGAUGCGAGAAAUCGGCCAUAACGAAAAGAAAGUGCCUAGAGUUGCGUCGCGCCAUUACGAUUACUAUUCAUUGUUUAGUAAGCCAAUAUCGUGCAAGCCAUAAGACGGAUACGAACGACACACGAGUUAUAAUUAACGAUGUAGCGAUGUAGUGUAUGACCUAGUCAUUACCAAAGUAACUCUCGGUAGAAUAGGAAAGAAGAAUUGUUUUCCUUAGUCGCAUCUCGCGAUCCGAUCACAGCGGCCUUAUUAACACAGGAUGGGAGGAAAGAUAUGUCAAAAGUGCCUUUUCUCGCGGAUCUCCAUGAAACAUUUUUGUUUAAACAGAGUAAAAGUUUCCGGUUUUUCUUUCUUGAAAAGAAGAGAAAGGGAUCCGUGGAUAGUUUAAUUUGAUCACAAACUAUCCAAGCUAGAAACACAACUCCCAAGCUCCUGAAUUGAUCUAGACUCCUCGACAAAGGAGGGGAGACUGAAUCGCGAACUUUCCUUUGCAAUCCUCGCAAUACGCGUAUUCGCGUAUUUCUUCCUUCUUUUUUUAUCAUCGUAGAGACGAUACUUCUUUUCGCAUAGCUUUACCAUAAUGUAAUAAUCUUCCCUCGAAAUCCGCGCGUAGAUUAUAUGUAGAUCCGUAAUAUAUCUCUUUUUACAAUAAUUGGUAACGAGAUCGAGAUAGUCUUUUCAUGCGUAAGAAAAAGAAAAAAAACGAAGCGAUAAACGUAAAACGCCAAAGUAUAAAAUUAUUAUGUGUGACUAUAUAUAUAAUUUUUUUUUAAAUUAUAAUUUACAUGUAAAGAUAUAUCACUUUACACUCUCGAAUUUUAUUCAUUUUUUAUCACACACACACAUAUAUAGCGUAUUAUAUUAUAUCUCUUAAUAUAAUUUACCGUAUUUAUUUGUGUGUUAUGUGUAGUCGUCUAAUAUGUAUGCGUGCGCGCUUAUAUAAUCCAUAGUCCGAUUGUUUUUCUCCCUUGAUAUGUAACGCGUAACACGGCGCAGCUAAACUGAACUUUCUUUCGAAAAUCUUGUAAUAUACAGAUAUAGGUGGAUAUUGUGAUUAGCGAAGCUAUAGAAUAAGGCUCUCUAAGAAUAAGCGUGCGAGAUGGGGUAACGUUUCCCGCGAAAGAGUACAAGGUUCGAAAUUCGCCGAAAGAGAUUCUUGAUAAAAGCGGCGAAAUUAACGUUAUCAGACGUUAAUACGAGACAGAAUUCCGCUGUUGAAUGAUGGUAAUAAUGAUGACCGUUGUAUUCCAAUCUUCUGAUUCAGGGAGGUGAACUGCUUCUCGACUUCGUUUCCAAUGUGUUUCCUACUUCCUGUCUCUCCCACGCGAGGAGAAACGGGCAAAGCGAUAUCGCGAGGUAGACGGAAUGCAUUAAUGUACUUUCCAUAUGCAAAAGAAUACCAAAUGCGACAUCACCAAAGAAAAGGCAUCCUACUACGGGCUGCGUAGCUAUAUUAUCUACGUGUCCACGUGUAAAAGCGAAAUGUGAAUCGUUCCUAUAAUAAUUUCACAUGUGAGGUGAAGCGAGAUUUUCGACUCGGACUUUUGUGAGAAACGAUACUCCUCCUCGAAUCUACGGCGAUGUUCGAACAGUAUCUCGCCGCUGGAUCCCCUCUUCUUUGCUCUCUAUUUUUGAUACGGCCGUUUGCUCCGCGACAAGCCGUGCUAUUUCUUUUCAUCGUGAAAUUAUGGGAGACUUCGCGCCUUAUUUAACGAACGAAGUCUAUGGUUUCGAUAGCUUUACUUAUUACUGCGCUGGUAUCAGUAGAAUCCGUAGAAUUUCCCGUGGCCUUAUCGAUUCCGUCGUUCAGAGAUUUGCGAGAAAGAAAGCACAUCCGUCGAUCGAUAUCUCUGCGGAUAUCGUGCUUUCGAAUAUUUUGUACUCGAAAGAACGCUGACAAUUUUGGUG
Messenger RNA from Camponotus floridanus (Florida carpenter ant), 6624 nucleotides. RefSeq lists its product as uncharacterized. Gene Ontology annotation, cellular component: bicellular tight junction; cytoplasmic vesicle; plasma membrane. The record is from RefSeq and is a predicted model, not a curated record. The coding region runs from base 263 to 3679 and encodes 1138 amino acids. The transcript has 14 exons. NCBI's taxonomy places the organism in Eukaryota, Metazoa, Arthropoda, Insecta, Hymenoptera, Formicidae. Gene Ontology annotation, biological process: actin cytoskeleton organization; regulation of cell migration.